AAUACACUGAGCUCUCUCGACUACUUCCUGCUAGACGUAAAAAAACAUUUCAGAUCUGUUCAACACGACAGUUUAGAGGAAGCAGAAAGAUCUACAAGUAUUAUUUGAGUUCUUCAUGUGCCGAUCAAGUGGGCUUUUGUCAGGAUGCCGGAAAGAGUCACCAAGCUUGAUCCUGGAGGGCUGGUGUCCUACAGAGUUAGCUCCAGCUUUGUUCAACACACCUGCCUGGAAUAUUCAAGUAUACCUAGUAGAUCUUGAUUAGCUGCUUCAGACCUUUUUCUUCUUGUCCUGUAACUGUGAAUCAGUGACGAAGACAAUGGCGUCUGUUAAAGAUCUGCUCAAGACUUCACUGAUGGACCUGGAAAAGGCUGAUCUGGAGCUGUUUCAGUGGCACUUAGUGAAUGAUCAUGCAUGCAUAUUGAAGUCUGAAAUGGAGGGUGCAAAUAGCUUAAAAACAGUGGAUAAGCUGGUGGCGUGUUUUAAACCAGAAGGAGCUGUGAAGGUCACAGUUGGCAUCCUGAAGAAGAUGCACCAGAAUCAUCUGGCUGAAGAGUUGGAGAAGAAACACAAGCCAGCAGAUUUAAUUCUGAAAAAAAUUCUUGGAAUCUCACAAAUUCAAAAUGAAGAAGAAAGCAGGAUGUAUUUUUGAGGACAAGAAAGAAAAUAAAGUACAUUUCCAGGCUGUUUACACAAAGCUCUUCAUCACUAAGGGAGAUAUGAAAGAUGUUAAUCAGGAACAUGAGAUUCUGAAGAUUGAUGAUGCUUUUAUGAAGGCAAAAACACAGGACAAAUGCGAUGUAAUCAAAUGCAAUGAUAUAUUUACAUUAUUAAGGGAAAAUGAUGAGGAAAAGAUUGUGUUGACUAAGGGAGUGGCUGGCAUUGGAAAAACAGUCUCUGUGCACAAGUUUAUCCUGGACUGGGCUGAAGGAGAAGCCAAUCAGGACAUACACGGUGUGUUCCUGCUUCCAUUCAGAGAGAUGAACUUAAUGAAAAAUGAAGAGUUCAGUCUCCAUGAGCUUCUGCUGGAAUUUUAUCCUAAAAUGAAGGAUAUGGAGAAAACAAAGUUAUAUGAGAAAUCCAGGCUAGUAUUUAUAUUUGAUGGACUUGAUGAGAGUCGCCUGCCUUUGAAUUUUAAUAGUAGGUCUCUGAACACUGUUGAGAAAAGAUCAUCUGUAGAUGUGCUGUUCACAAGUCUGGUCAGAGGGACCUUGCUUCCAUCAGCUUUGGUCUGGGUGACCUCAAGACCGGCAGCAGCCAAUCAGAUUCCUAAAAAAUAUGUAGGUUUGUUCACAGAAGUGCGAGGAUUCAAUGACGAACAGAAGAAGGAGUAUUUCAGAAAGAGAUUCCCAAAAGAGAUUGAAAUUGCUGACAGAAUCAUCUCACACAUUAAGACAUCUCGUAGUCUCUACAUCAUGUGCCAUAUUCCUGUGUUCUGCUGGAUCACAGCCACAGUACUUCAGGAUAUUCUCAUUGAAACCAAUGCAGAGAACAUCAGCACAACACUCACUGAAAUGUACAUCCACUUUCUGCUGAUACAGAUGAAAAUGAAGAACCAAAAGUACGAUGGAAAAGAAGAAAGAGAUUUUACGAAGAACUUAGAAUCAAACAGACCAAUGAUUUUAAAGUUAGCCAAGCUAGCAUUUGAACAGCUGAAGCAGGAAAACGUUGUGUUCUAUGAGAAAGAUCUAAAAGCAUGUGGUAUUGAUAGUAAAGACACUGAGUUCACAGGAAUGAUCGCUGAGAUCUUUAAGAAGGAACAUGGGCUUCAUGAGACAAAGGUCUUUUGCUUUGUGCAUCUGAGUGUUCAAGAGUUUCUCGCUGCAGUGCAUGUGUUCCUUUGUUACCUGAACAAGAACAUGCAGGAGCUUCAGUUUUUCUUUGAUAGACCAAAAGAAAAUAUCACAUUGCAGCAGCGCCAGUUUUUAAUCAGUGAGCCAGAAGAAAAUAUUACAUUGCCAAAGCUACUGGAGAAGGCUGUUGAUAAAGCCAUGGAGAGUCAGAAAGACAUCUGGACCUGUUCCUGCGGUUUCUGAUGGGCAUUACACUGAAAUCCAGCCAAGACCUGCUCACUGGUCUGAUCUCACACACUGAAGACACCACAGAGCGCAUCAGACAAACAACUGAACACAUUAAACAAGUGCAAGAUAAGAAUAUCCCAGAUGAAGUUUCAGUCAAUCUAUUCUACUGCUUACUUGAGCUCAAGGAUCGUUCAUUAGAUGAGAAAAUGCAGAGAUACCUCAAUUCAGAUGAACAUCCAGGAAGAGACCUCUCAUCUUCAAUGUGUUCAGUGCUGACCUACAUACUGCUGAUGUCAGAGAAGAUUCUGGAUGAGUUCAACCCAAAGAGAUUCACAUCAUCCCAAGAAAACUACAAGAGACUUAUUCCAGCUAUGAGAUGCUGCAGAAAAGCCCUAUUUGACAGCUGUGGUUUUGAUGAAAGAUGCUGUGAAACUGUGUCAUCAGCUCUCCAAUCAUCAGACUGCCAUCUGACAGACUUGGACCUGAGUAGCAAUCACCUGUAAGAUUCAGGAGUGAAGCUGCUUUGUGAUGGACUGAAGAGUUCAUACUGUCGACUGAACAUACUGAGGCUAUUUGGCUGUAAUCUCACUGCUCAGUCCUGUGAAAGUUUAUCUUCAGCUCUACAAUCCUCAAACUGCCGUCUGAGAGAGAUGGACCUGAGUAACAAUGACCUGCAAGACUCAGGAGUGAAGCUGCUUUCUGAUGGACUGAAGAGUCCAAACUGUCAGCUGCAGAUACUGAGAUUUCCCUUAUGUAAUCUCACUGCUCAGUCUUGUGAGAGUUUAUCAUCAGUUUUACAAUCCUUAAACUCCUGUCUGAGAGAGCUGGACCUGAGUAACAAUGACCUGCAAGAUUUAGGUGUGAAGCUUCUUUCCCAUGGACUGACGAUAAACUGUAACCUGAAAAUACUGAGGUUAUCUGGCUGUAUGGUGACAAGUGAAGGCUGUGAUUAUUUGUUGAGUUCAAACCCCUCACACCUGAGAGAGCUGGAUCUGAGCUACAAUAACCCAGGAGAAUCAGGAGUCAAGCUGCUCUCUGAAAAACUCAAGAAUCUGGACAAACUCAACAUGGAUCAUGGAGAAGAAUACCGAAUUACAGCAGGACUGAAGAAAUAUUCCCGUCAGUUCACUCUGGAUCUGAACACAGUAUAUAAACAGCUCCAUCUGUCUGAAAACAACAGAGUGAUUACUUGCACGAAUAACACAAAUUAUCCGUAUCCUGAUCAUCCAGACAGAUUUGAGCGUCGUGAGGCGAUGUGUAGAGAGAGUGUGAGUGGACGCUGUUACUGGGAGCUGGAGUGGAGAGGAGAUGUGUAUAUUUCAGUGUCAUAUAAGAGCAUCAGCAGGAAGGGACAGGGUUAUGAGUCUGGGCUUGGAGAUAGUGAUCAGUCCUGGUGUUUGUUCUGCACUCCCUUCAGUUACUCAUUCAUACACAAUAACACACAGACUGAUCUCCCUGCAAAGCCUAUCAGUUGUAGAAGAGGAGUGUUUAAUGCUGAUGCUGAGAAUGUUUAUCUCAGGGUUGUAGGAAGAGAUUAUGAUAAUAUCUAUAGAAUAGGAGUGUUUGUGGAUCACAGAGCAGGAACUCUGUCCUUCUACUGCGUCUCUGACACAGUGAGCCUCAUCCACGCGGUCCAGACCACAUUCACUCAGCCGCUCUAUCCUGAGAUUGGGUUUUACAGCCCUGGAUCAUCAGUCAAACUGUGUUGAUGAAUCAGAAUAGAUUAACAAGAGAUUCUACUCUUAAUUCUUUGAGGUGGAAUAUGAAUCAGUAAGAGUUACAAAUGUUACUGAGUCCCUUCAUGACACUAAUGUGAACAUCAGAAUAAAUGUGUCAUAAAUCCUUAUCUAGACAUUCUGUGAUAUCUGUAAUGUCUUAUUCAUGUGAGUUUGCUGUAUUGUUUGGAGUAAAACAACAUCAGAUCAUCUUGAGAUCAUUUUGUAAUUGAUGAUGAAUAUCUGAGAUAUUUGAAUGCUGUAUGAAUUAUGAAUCAAAUCAAUUCCAUAUGAGACUGAAAGUUUUAUUUUCUGACAUUAUCAAAUAUAACAGGAUUUAAUCAAAUCUAUAUUUAUUGUAACCACAGUAAAGAUAUAUUACAUUAUUAUGAGCUCUCCUUCAGUGAAAGAAGCUGCCAGAAUAUUUACCUUCUGAAAUAUAUUUUUUCUUCUGAGUAGUAAAAUGUUUUAA
Molecule: messenger RNA, 4205 nt
Organism: Labeo rohita (rohu)
Lineage: Eukaryota; Metazoa; Chordata; Actinopteri; Cypriniformes; Cyprinidae
Product: stonustoxin subunit alpha-like
Exons: 11
Coding region: 2669-3727 (352 amino acids)
Molecular function (GO): protein binding
Source: RefSeq, a predicted model, not a curated record